UGUAGGAGACAGCACUGUUAGUGUUACCCUUGAGUUUUAGUUCUGGCUCCGUAGUUAAUGUAGUAUUGUGACCCUGGGCGGAUAACUCCUAUGUAUCUCUGGACCUUGAGUGUCUCCUCUGUAAAAGGAGAGCCUCCACUGGGACUCCAGGUCUUCUAGCAGAACUAAACAGCAUGGCCUGGGACAGGCCCAGAGUGAGUAUGCUACACUGCCCCUAACUUUGGUAACUAACUACACUGUUAGAGAUGAGCUUGUUUUGUACGUGAGAGCCUUAGUGCAGUAGAUAACUGUUGUUUUCCUUCUGUUUCACCUGCUUCUCUUCAUGUUUGUGUGUAUAUUUCUUCACCUUCUAGUUAUAAAGCUUUGUCCUGUCCUUCCUACUUUUCUUCAUGGUCAUUUCCAUUUCACUUUGCUGUGUUUCAUUCCUGUAUCUUUCUUGUCUAGACCACGUGGAGCAGCCAGCUGGCAGUAGCGCCACGUAGGACCCUACAGGAACUCAAUGGAAAGAAAAAAUCCCAGGAAAAUAAAAACAAAGGAAACAAACUCCAAGACGCACAGCUGAGGACAAGUGAGCCAGAUUCCACCCCUGCAAAUAUGAGAGAUUCUGCAGAAGGUCCUAAAGAAGAGGAAGAGAGGCCUUUGGCUGAAGCCCCCGAGCAGCUAAGUGUUCCACAGGAGGUGGUCAGCCAGGAUGCACUUCCAGAACUGCUGAUCCCUCCUCCUGCCUGCGAGCCCCAACCAGAGCCAGAAGGGAAACAGGUAGCCACAGAUUGUGAAGCAAAUGAUCUGGAGGAAGAAGAGGAAGAAGAAGAGGAAGAUGAUGAUGAUGAGUUGGAAGAAGAAGGGGAGGAAGAAGCCAACAUGCCCAAUGAAAGUUCUGUGAAAGAGCCGGAAAUACAUUGCGACGAGAAGCCAGAGGAUUUAUUAGAAGAAACCAAAAGCAUUUCAAAUGAAACUCCUGAAGACUCUUCCGAAGUAACUCCAGUCAUCCAAAUCCCUGAAACUAAAGAGGAGGCCAAUGGUGAUGUAUUUGAAACAUUUAUGUUUCCGUGUCAGCAUUGUGAAAGGAAGUUUACCACCAAGCAGGGGCUGGAACGUCACAUGCAUAUCCACAUGUCUACAGUCAAUCAUGCUUUCAAAUGCAAGUAUUGUGGGAAAGCAUUUGGCACACAGAUUAACCGGAGACGGCAUGAGCGUCGCCAUGAAGCAGGGCUAAAGCGAAAACCCAGUGCAACAGUACAGCCAUCUGAGGACCUAGCUGAUAACAAAGGUUCUGGAGAAAAUGUGACUCCUAAAAAUGAAUUGACUCCUCCGCAUCUUGGACAGGACUACCUGAUCUCAAACUCAGAGAUACCUUCCCAAGAAACAUCAAAUCCUUCUGUUGUGGAAGAGAAUGGGGAAGUGAAGGAACUUCACCCAUGCAAAUACUGUAAGAAGGUGUUUGGCACUCAUACUAACAUGAGACGGCAUCAGCGUAGAGUUCAUGAACGCCACCUGAUUCCCAAAGGUGUCCGGCGGAAAGGUGGCCUCCUUGAUGAGCCCCAGCCCUCUGCAGAGCAGGCCCAGCCCACCCCAAAUGUCUAUGUACCAAGCACAGAGCCAGAGGAGGAAGGGGAGGCAGAUGAUGUGUACAUCAUGGACAUUUCUAGCAAUAUCUCUGAAAACUUAAAUUAUUACAUUGAUGGUAAAAUUCAAACCAAUACCACGACUAGUAACUGUGAUGUGAUUGAGAUGGAGUCUAAUUCAGCAGACUUGUAUGGCAUAAAUUGUCUACUCACUCCAGUUACAGUGGAAAUUACUCAGAGUAUAAAGGCCACACCGGCCUCUGUAACAGAUGACUUUUCUAAAGAGACUUCCAGCAGCACCAACUGUGAGUCCAAAAAACGGAGGACUGCAAGUCCACCUGUGCUCCCCAAAAUUAAAGCUGAAACUGACUCUGACCCCUCUGCACCCUCUUGUUCCCUAAGCCUUCCUCUUAGCAUAUCAACAGCAGAGGCUGUGUCUUUCCAUAAAGAGAAGAGUGUUUACCUGUCAUCCAAGCUCAAACAGCUUCUUCAGACCCAGGACAAGCUGGCUCCUCCUGCAGGGAUCUCAGCAGCUGAAGUCUCAAAGUUGGGUCCCGUGUGUGUGUCUGCACCUGCAUCCAUGUUAGCUGUGACCACCAGCAGGUUUAAGAGGCGGACCAGCUCUCCACCCAGUUCUCCACAGCACAGCCCUGCCCUGCGAGACUUCGGGAAGCCAAGCGAUGGGAAAGCUGUGUGGUCAGACACGGUGCUCGCUCCCAAGAAACCCAAGUUAGAAAGUCACAGUGACUCACCUGCCUGGAGUUUGUCUGGGAGAGAGGAGAGAGAUACUGGAAGCCCUCCUUGCUUUGAUGAAUACAAAAUAUCAAAAGACUGGGUGGCCAGUUCUACUUUUAGCAAUGUGUGCAACCAACAACCACUGGAUUUAUCCAGUGGAGUGAAACAGAAGGCUGAAGGAACAGGCAAGGCUCUGGUCCAGUGGGAAUCUGUAUUAGAUCUCAGUGUGCAUAAAAAGCCUUGUAGUGACUCCGAAGGCAAGGAAUUCAAAGAACAUCUUUCAGCUCAGCCAACCUGUAGUGCUGUAAAGAAGAAGAAACCAACCACCUGCAUGCUGCAAAAGGUCCUUCUCAAUGAAUAUAAUGGCAUCGAUUUACCUGUAGAAAGUACCCCUGAUGUGACCAGAAGCCCAAGCCCUUGUAAAUCUCUAGAAGCCCGGCCUGAUUCUGACCUGGGUUCUGACUCUCACUUCUCUGCUCCUGCUGCUGAGUGCCCCCCUGCAGUGCACUCUUCGUCACCUCCCCUACAGACGCCCUCCCUGUCAUCCAGUCAGCUGCCGCCUCUCUUGAUCCCCACAGAUCCACCAUCCCCUCUGGCAUGCCCCCCUGUGUUAACUGUUGCCACUCUGCCCCCUCCUCUCCUCCCCACAGUCCCUCUUCCUGCCCCGUCUGCCAGCGCUUCUCCUCACCGCGGUCCCUCUCCACUCUCAAGUGCGACUGCCCAGUCUCCACUUCCAAUUCUGUCCCCGACCGUGUCGCCCUCGCCCUCGCCCUCGCCCUCUCCCGCUCCUCCUGUGGAGCUGCUCUUGCCUGCUGCUUCACCUGGGCCUCCAACGCUUUCUUCUUCCUCCUCCUCCUCCUCCUCCUCAUUCUCAUCCUCACCCUCAUUGUCAUCCCCUUCGCCACCCCCUCUCUCGGCAGUGUCAUCUGUGGUGUCCUCUGGUGAUAAUCUGGAGGCUUCUCUCCCUGCAAUAACUUUUAAACAGGAGGAACUAGAGAAUGAAAGUCUGAAGCCCAGAGAGGAGCCCCAGUCUUCAGUCGAGCAGGAUAUUAUUCAGGAAACAUUCAGCAAAAACUUUGUCUGCAAUGUCUGUGAAUCACCUUUUCUUUCCAUUAAAGACCUAACCAAACAUUUAUCUGUUCAUGCUGAGGAAUGGCCCUUCAAAUGUGAAUUUUGUGUGCAGCUUUUUAAGGAUAAGUCUGAUCUGUCAGAACAUCGUUUUUUGCUUCAUGGAGUUGGGAAUAUCUUUGUGUGUUCCAUUUGUAAAAAAGAAUUUGCUUUCUUGUGCAAUUUGCAGCAACACCAGCGAGAUCUGCACCCAGAUGAGGUAUGUACACACCAUGAGUUUGAAAGUGGGACACUGAGGCCCCAGAACUUCACAGACCCCAGUAAGGCCCAGAUGGAGCAUAUGCAGGGCUUGCCGGAAGAUCCUUUGGAAACUUCCAAAAAAGAGGAAGAAUUAAAUGAUUCCUCUGAAGAGCUUUACACCACCAUAAAAAUAAUGGCUUCUGGAAUAAAGACAAAAGAUCCAGAUGUUCGAUUGGGUCUCAAUCAGCAUUACCCAAGCUUUAAACCACCUCCCUUUCAGUAUCACCACCGCAACCCCAUGGGUAUCGGUGUGACAGCCACAAAUUUCACCACCCACAAUAUUCCACAGACUUUCACUACUGCCAUUCGCUGCACAAAAUGUGGGAAAGGUGUUGACAACAUGCCUGAGUUGCACAAACAUAUCCUGGCAUGUGCUUCUGCGAGUGACAAAAAGAGGUAUACCCCCAAGAAAAAUCCAGUACCGUUGAAACAAACUGUGCAACCCAAAAACGGAGUGGUGGUGUUAGACAGCUCGGGGAAAAAUGCCUUUAGACGUAUGGGACAGCCCAAAAGACUGAACUUCAGUAUUGAGCUCAGCAAAAUGUCACCGAGUAAGCUCAAAUUAAGUGCAUUGAAGAAAAAAAAUCAGCUUGUACAGAAAGCGAUCCUUCAGAAAAACAAAUCUGCAAAGCAGAAGGCUGACUUGAAAAGUGCUUCUGAGUCAUCGUCUCACAUCUGCCCUUACUGUAACCGAGAGUUCACUUACAUUGGGAGCCUGAAUAAACACGCUGCUUUUAGUUGUCCCAAAAAGCCCCUUUCUCCUUCCAAAAGAAAAACUCAUUCAGCCAAGAGAGGUGGACACUUGUCACCUGCAGGUAGUGACAAAAACAGUAACAGCCACCGCCGACGAACGGCGGACGCGGAGAUUAAGAUGCAGAGUGGGCAAGCACCUUUGGGUAAGACCAGAGCUCGGAGCUCGGGCCCGGCCCAGGCCCCGCUGCCCUCCCCGUCCUUCAGGUCCAAGCAGAAUGUCAAGUUUGCCACCUCAGUGAAGUCCAGAAAGCCAAGUUCCUCCUCUCUAAGGAACUCUAGUCCUAUACGAAUGGCCAAAAUGACUUACGUGGAGGGGAAAAAACCCCAGGCUGUGGCCAAAAAUCAUUCUGCUCAGCUCUCAAGCAAAGCAUCCCGGAGCCUACACGCAAGGGUACAGAAGAGCAAAGCUGUUUUACAAAGCAAGUCCACUUUGGCGAGUAAGAAAAGAACAGACCGGUUCAGUAUACAAUCUAGAGAGCGGAGUGGGGGCCCCAUUACCCGAAGCCUUCAGCUGGCAGCUGCUGCGGACCCAAGUGAAAGCAGGAGAGAAGACAGCAGUGCGAAGCAGGAGCUGAAGGACUUCAGCUAUAGCCUCCGCCUGGCGUCCCGAUGCCCUCCGCCAGCCGCCCCGUACAGCACCAGGCAGUGCAGGAAGGCCAAGGCCCCGGCUGCAGCCCAGUGCCAGGGACCCUUCCUCAAGGAGUAGAUGCUUCGCCUGCUCCCUGACAGCACCGGAAGUGACCUGGAAUCAGUGAAGCCAAAGGGACUGGCAGUCUGCCCUGACUGGGAGCACUGACUCACCCCAGCUGUGUGAGCCUGCAGGAGAGAGGGAGCGCACGUGUGUGUGUGUGCGUGUGUGUACACGCAUGUGUGUGUGUGUCCAUGCCUGCAGGUGCAUGCACAUGGUCGCAGACACAGGCCCUGAGCCCCAGGGAGGGAGGAAGGAAGCCACUCCACAUUGUCCCCUGGGUGACCCUUGCGGAUGGCCCGGGGACAGUUCUACAGCUCAGCCCUCCUGUCUGAGUGGGGCCUCUCCUACUAUGCAAUUUUUCAAGAGCUCCUUGACCCUGCUUUCAGCUUCUUGAGUUGUUUGCUGUUACAGGGAUGUUGGCCUGACCCCAGGGGUCUGUUUCAGUGCCAUCUGAGGGAGGCCUUCAGAUAGAGGCCAAGUUUCCCUUCAGUACCAUCCCAACUCCCCUCUGUCCCUCUGCCCCAACAUCUCUGGGAAUCAAUAACCUACACCCAUUGGGGUCAAGCCUGAACCCUUGGCCCCUACACUUGGAAAACUCCCUUUCCUGCCUGAGCAGUUCAAGUUGCUGGCUCCUAUUUCCAGGUUUGAGAUUCUAGUCACAUCACUUUUGAAUCUUUGCAGAGAAGCCUGAAAGCAGUUACAUCCAGGGUAAAAUCUGUCCACAUCUGUAGAUCUGACUCCUCCCCAAGAAAAGCAGGUGAUGGGGAAGGAGCAUCAGAGGGGCCUCUUCUGGGUCCCUGUUGCCUUGCUUGGUGGGACCACCUGCACCUUUAGUACCUGAGCAUCUUCAGUUAGCUGCAAAGGGAUACAAACACCCCCAAAAAAAUAGGAAAUGGAAAAAAUGGAAGGAUUAAAAAGCACGGGGGGAAGAAGAAGAAGAGAUUUCCAGAGGCCAUAAAUUGCUUUCCAGGGAACGAUGAGGCUGACCCCUCCUCUCUGGUGGAUAGUCCAUGUAUUGGAGAAACGGGUGACUGAGCUCAGAGUUGGAAACUGGUUCAGUGAGGCUCUUGGGUUUUGUGCCUUUGGGACAGGCCCCGGACAAGGAUGCCUGAGGCCACUUUGGUGCUGUCUUCUCAGCUCUAUUCCAGAAGUGAUGUAUGAAACCCAAAGUGGAAGGAGGAGACUUGGGAGAGUUGUCACACAAUAAAGGGAUUUUCUUUUCAGGGCUACUAUGGUUAAUCUUGCAACUCUGUAAAUAUGUAUAUAGACACUUUUAAAAGCACGUAUUUAUGUCCCUGACUGUAAAUGCCCCAUUUUUAAAGUUUUAUAACAUGUGUUAUUUAAUUAAUUAGUCGACUGGCUGCAAUAUGAGGUCUGAUAAUAGGUCCAGGAGAGGGUCUCAUGAGGUCCUCACAUAGGCAGAAAAAUGCAGAUCAUUGGCCAACAUGUUUUCCUGUCUCCCACCCACCUCAAGUCUGUCCUUUGUUUUUAAUUAUCAUGAACUGGAAUCCUUCCGCGUGCUCCGACAGUUAACGCUCACAAGCAUGUACAAGUCGUGGCUGUUCCUUAUCUCAGUGACACAGUUUUGUCUCAUGACUGCUCACAUCCAUGGACUGCACCCAGCCCCUCCACUCUGGGGGGCUCCCCUGCCUGCAGCGGGGGAAGCUCACGAACCCAAAGCCUCAGAAGUCACCUCCACCAAUGGCGAACUGCAGCAGAUGCUCUGGGGUAUUGAGGGAUACUCUCUUCUGCAUGUGCAAAGGUGCCGGUCACCCUUCAGUACCCCCAGAUUGUCAGGAAAACUGUUCCAAGGUCUUCCAGCAUGGGUUUGGAUCACAGAAGACAAUGGUUUUGUAUCUGCCAUGUGAAGAUAACUAAUAAAAGUUCGAAGAGCGAUUG
Fukomys damarensis (Damara mole-rat) is the source of this 7011-nucleotide messenger RNA. RefSeq names its product PR/SET domain 2 (gene Prdm2). The record is from RefSeq and is a predicted model, not a curated record. Gene Ontology annotation, molecular function: histone methyltransferase activity. Bases 595 to 5127 code for a protein of 1510 amino acids. The transcript has 5 exons. NCBI's taxonomy places the organism in Eukaryota, Metazoa, Chordata, Mammalia, Rodentia, Bathyergidae. Gene Ontology annotation, cellular component: nucleus.